Molecule: messenger RNA, 2127 nt
Organism: Candidula unifasciata
Lineage: Eukaryota; Metazoa; Mollusca; Gastropoda; Stylommatophora; Geomitridae
Source: the annotation of a GenBank genome assembly
AUGGACAAAAUGCCAGAUGAAAUUCUCCUGAACAUAUUCUCCAAACUUCCACUGCCAGACCUGAUAUCUGGAGCUCGCCUGACCUGCUGGCGCUGGUACCACUUGUCAAAGGAUUUAUCCUUGUGGACCUCUUUAGAUCUGUCAGCCUUCAGAUGUUCUUAUAAUGAAACAGAUGCCCGUACAAUUUGUAGUGGCGUGCGGAAUCUCUUGCACAGUAUACAAGACAGCUUGGAAAGUCUUACAUUCAGCACCAUGACAGUUGAUGGGGGCGUGUACGAACUCUUUGGCUCCUCCUGGAAGCACAAAAACAAAGCCAAGUUUUGUAAUCUGAAAUGUCUGGACUAUUCAUACAGUACAGUUUCACCUCGAAAUCUCAGAGUAGCACUCACAACACAUCCAGAUAUUGAGAGACUGUCUUUAUCAUACACCAAAAUUUCUUUCUCACAAGUCAUGGAGGAAGCUAUUCAUUUACCAAACUUGAAGAUGCUCGUCUACCAUGACUGUCAGUCCUGGGAUUCUUACAUGGUUCACCAUCCAGAUGAGGGUCGGUUUAUCAAUAAAUUGAACGCCAUGAAGGUUCCAAAACAUUGUCCACUGUUGGAAGUUGUUGAACUGCACACAAUCAGAGCAGACCUAGAUGAUGAAGUGAUCAAACAAUUUGCGUUGUUUUGUACAAACCUGAAAAAGUUAUCCUUCACAUGGUCAGCGAGCCUAACUGAAGAUGCAUUCCUUGCUUUCAAAAACCCUACUCAGCAUAUAACGGAACUUGGACUUCUUGACCGGCAGGAGACUGGGCCAUACUUACACUAUGUGCUUCCAAAUUUCCCACACUUAAGACGCCUCACAAUAAACGGGCAGAAUGUUUAUCUAGAGGACUGUGUGGCUAUCGGGGAGUACUGCCCAAAACUGCAAGAACUGAUAUUUGAAAUUAAUGGAUUGAAGCGAAGUGGCGGCAUGUUUGAAUAUUAUUUAUGCAAAGGUAAUUCAUUAUGUGGUCUGGAAUUGGAGAAAAUUGUGCAGAAAUGUAAAGAUCUGCAGAAACUUCAUGCUCCAUUCUCAAAUAUAGAUGACGACAGUGUAAUUUAUCUUUCCGAGCAGUGCCUUUAUCUGGAGGAUGUAAACUUUACUCAGUGCCAUCGCCUUACGCAUGAAUCAUUGUUUGCUUUGUCGAAAAAUGCCAUGCGCUUGUGUAAAAUAAAUUUUCAGGACACGAAUAUUGAUCAUAAGUAUAUCCUCAGUUUGGUGUCCAAAUGUCGUAGACUGGAGGAAGUGGUGUUUGAUCACAAGCCUGUGCAGGAUGUAAGUGAAGCUACCGCUUCUGUUAGUUCUUCUGUAUAUUCUGACGACUCCCAGUCACAAGUGGAGAACAUUCAUGAGAGUGAUACCAGGCUGAGUUACAAUGAAGAUAUUCCUUUUAUUGACAUGACAUCAAGUUCGGAGGAUUUUGAGCUGCAACAUGUCCUGCUGAAAAACCUGUCUAAAGCAGAUAGCGAAAACAGUAGUCAGGAGGAAAGCUUCUUGGAAAACACUUGCAUUCCAGGAUCAGCACCAGCAUAUUUAGAAGACUUUGAGCAUUUUCAAAUUCCUUGGAGUCAUUGCCAUUUAAAGAGAUUAUCAUUUAAAAACUCCAUUACCAAAGAACAGUACCUCCUUGACAUCUUCACUCGUUGCCCAGAUCUUACUUACAUUUCUUUAGAUGGCUCUGCAAGUCUCACAAACAGCCUCAUUACAACCAUUGCAAAGUCCUGCCCAAACCUGCAGACUUUGAAUAUUUCUUGCAGUGCAACUCAGGAUUCAAAGCCAGCAUUUGGUGAUGAAGGCUUACUAGCAUUAGUAAAAUACUGUCGUAACCUUGAGUUCAUAAGCUUUCUGUAUAAUCGUAACAUUACCCCUGUUGGUCUCACUGCAUUAUUCCACUCUCUUGAUGGGCCGUUACGAUCUCUGGAAACCAUCAGCUUGUGUGUCGGUCAUGGAUAUGCUUGCUCGAUUUCGGUAGUUGCUCUUCAUGGGUUGAAACACCUAACAGAGCAAUCAAAGAGGCAACUGAAAGAUGUCGCUUCUACUGCUAGAAGUAAUACUUACAUGCUGCUGCAUUUAGAUUUUAACAAGAGGAAGUCAGUGAGGUAG